AUGCCGGUAGCUUCAGUUGGGGAUUUGGAUGUAUUCAAUCUCCUCAACCAACAAAUAAUGAUUCUCAAUCAAAAGGUGGAUAGCAUUAGUUCGGGGGUAGCACCCAUUGGAGAGCCUCAACCGACCGUUGAAAAUGUGAAUUACAUCCAUCAAGGAGGAAACCAAAGAAAUUUCAACAAUUAUCGCCCUAACAAUGGCAGUGGUAAUUAUAAAGGCUAUCGUUCACCCCUCAAUGCGCAUCCAAACCUCUCAUAUGGAAAUCCAAGUAAUGCUAUCCAACCACCUCUACCUCCCGGAUUUGGAGCAUCGAAUGGGGCCACCAAUGUACCUAGCCCCUCAAGAUCUUCGAGUGAUGUCACAAAUGAGCUUCUAAAAUCUCUCAUGAAGAAGACCGAUGGGAUCAUGACACACUCUACUAUGAGGAUUGAUAAAGUUGAGACAGCGGUAAUGGAGGUCAAUACAAGAUUGGGGGCCUUAGAGCACCAAAGGAGUGGGACUAGCUAUGAGAGCCCUCUUAUGCCCGAGGUGGAAGCUAAGGAAGUGCCAGAAGAGGAGAUAGAGGUGCAGUCACCUAAUAUGCCAUCCGAGGUUCAAUCCGAGACAAUUGUUCUACCUAAGCCAGAGGAAGUCAAAAUUCCUUUCCCUCAAGUGGUGCAGAAGAAGAAGUUAGAUGAGAAGUUUGCAAAAUUCCUUGAGAUCUUCAAGAGGGUGCACCUCAAUAUUCCUCUUAUUGAGGCUCUCCAACAAAUGCCCGACUAUCUCAAGUUUUUGAAGGAGAUUAUGUCCAAGAAGAAGAAGUUGCUUGAUUAUGAAACCGUGAGCUUGACCGAGAAUUGUAGUGCAAUCAUCCAACAAAAGAUGCCGGCAAAGAUGAAGGAUCCGGGGAGCUUCAAUAUUUCUUGUGUGAUCGGGAAUGAUAGGCAAACCAAGGCCUUAUGUGAUUUGGGGGCAAGCAUAAAUCCCAUGCCCCUAAGUUUCUUCCGGAAAUUGAAAUUUGGUGUCUUGAAGCCGACUACCAUCACCCUUCAAAUGGCGGAUAAAUCCAUCAAGUUCCCUAAUGGAGUCCUCGAGAAUGUCUUAGUGAGGGUGAAUGAUUUUAUCUUCCCCAUGGACUUUGUUGUCUUGGAUAUGAAGGAAGAUCUAAAUGUUCCUCUCAUCCUUGGAAGACCCUUCCUUGCAACCGGGAAAUCACUAAUUGAUGUCACUAAGGGAGAACUCACCCUUAGGCAUGUAAACAAGACCGUCAUCCUCUCUAUGUUGGACAAGAUGAAACGACAUGAAAUGGAAGAAUCCAAGAGAGUGGAAGAGGUGCCCUUGAAAGUUGAAGAUUGCAAGCUGAUACAAGUGACACAUGAGAAAGCUAAGGAUGAUGAGGUUGAGAAACUUUUGGAGGGGAUAUUUAUGGUUGUUUAA
Molecule: messenger RNA, 1413 nt
Organism: Salvia splendens (bonfire salvia)
Lineage: Eukaryota; Viridiplantae; Streptophyta; Magnoliopsida; Lamiales; Lamiaceae
Exons: 2
Coding region: 1-1413 (470 amino acids)
Source: RefSeq, a predicted model, not a curated record